CCUGAAACCCCUCUACUCGUGGAAAUAACCAUUCAGCUGGACCGCAAGCAUUGUGUGGAUCCACUUCUUCCUUCAUUUGGCGUCAUGAAGCGCAAGAACGACUUCACUCAGGCGCACCGUGCGCCGCCGUACGACAAGGACUUCCGCCACCCGCCACAGUCAUCCGCCGCAUCCCACAUGCCGCCCGCAGACAAACGCCCGUCCACCAUGACGCGUGACAGAUUCGUGGCGCCCGCCAGGAAGCCAGACUUCGUGCAGUCGGCUGUGAAGGCUCGUGCGUACGAGACGCGCCAGGAGUGGAUGUCGAUGGAUGCGUACCAGCGGCAUCAGCUGCUGAUGCGGUGGGUGGGCGGGGGAGCUGGUGGUGGUGGGCAGCAGGGGAGCGAGAAGCGGGCCAAGACGGACUAUGACGCGCUGCGGGAGAACCAUAGAUUUCUUCGGACAGAGGUGAGCUGAGCGGGGAGGGAGGGAGGGGAGGGCAUAGCGUGGUGGCAUACGUGUGUGUGUUUCACUGUGCGUGUCCAUGUCUGUCCGUGUGUGUGUGUGUGUAGGCUGAUGACGAUGGGAGUUGGGAGGCGCGACAGGCGAAGCGCUACUACGACAGGCUGUUCAAAGAGUACGUCAUCUGCGACCUGACAAGAUACAAAUCGAACCAGGUUGGUGACGACACACACAGACCGACAGACACGGACACACACACGGACGAAGCCAAGCCAGACAUCUGUGUGUUGCCUUGCCUGUAUCCAGGUCGGCUUCCGGUGGCGGACCGAGGCCGAGGUGGUGCAGGGUGUGGGUCAGUUCCGGUGCGGCAACAAGCACUGCGACAAGCGGUUCAACAUGCGCACUUACGAGGUCCACUUCAGAUACAAAGAAGCAGGCGCAAUCAAAGAGGUAGGGACGUCACCUGCCGUGCACUCGUGUUUUUCCCUCACUCUCUCUCUCCGUUGCUAUCAGGCGCUGGUGAAGGUGCGGCUGUGCCCCCGCUGCGCCUACAAGCUCAACUAUCGGCACAUCCAGGCGGCCAAGAAGAAGGCCAAGAAGGAGUCGAGGCGCGCUAGACGGGCAGGCAAGGACGCCAAGCCUGAAGGGGAGGGGCAGGCAGAGCCAGUGGUGGUCAAGGAGGAACCAGAGAGCCCGUCUGGCGGGGAAGCCGAAGCCGAAGACGAGAAUGAGAACGAGGCAGCGGGCGAGGCGGAGGAGAGGGAGCCGCCGGAGACCGAGAAGGACAUGGACGAGGUGAGUGAGUGCCGUGGGGAGGGAGGGAUGGGGGGGAGAGAUGGCGUGUGCACAUUUGGCCUCCUCUGUUGUGUGUGGUGUCGUGUUGUGUUGUGUUGUGUUGUGUUGUGUGCAGCUGACAUUGCGUGAGCUGGAGGAGCGUGCGUGGAAGGGUCCGAGGGAGGAGGCCACGCGCACGCGGGAAGACGAGAUGGACGACUUCUUCAGAGACUUGAUACUCUAGCAGACGUCACAUCGACGCAUGGCGUGUGUGUGU
Molecule: messenger RNA, 1492 nt
Organism: Vitrella brassicaformis
Lineage: Eukaryota; Vitrellaceae
Source: the annotation of a GenBank genome assembly